Molecule: messenger RNA, 1419 nt
Organism: Jaminaea rosea
Lineage: Eukaryota; Fungi; Basidiomycota; Exobasidiomycetes; Microstromatales
Product: putative pantothenate transporter
Exons: 1
Coding region: 1-1419 (472 amino acids)
Biological process (GO): transmembrane transport
Cellular component (GO): membrane
Molecular function (GO): transmembrane transporter activity
Source: RefSeq, a predicted model, not a curated record
AUGGACGAUGGUAACGAGGAGCGGUCGAAGCGUCUCUGCCGCAAGAUGGAUCUACACAUCUUGCCAGUCGUAGCCCUUCUCUACCUCUUCUGCUUCCUCGAUCGCGCCAAUAUUGGCAAUGCCCGCUUGGCUGGCAUGGAGAAGUCGCUACACAUGGAAGGUUUGGACUUCAACCUCCUGCUCUCGGUCUUCUAUAUGGCAUACAUCGUCUUUGCUCUCCCCUCGACGAUGCUUUGCAAGGUUGUCGGGCCCCGCUUCUGGCUGCCCUCGAUUGCCAUUGGCUUUGGCAUCUCUUCGCUGGCUACGGCUUUUGUGCACACCCUGCGAGCGGCCUGGGCCACCCGCUUUUUCCUUGGCGCCUCCGAAGCUGGCGCCCUCCCAUCCAUUUCGUUCUACCUCUCGCGCUGGUAUCGACGCGACGAGUUGGCCUUUCGACUGUCUUUGUACAUCGUCUCGGCACCUCUUGCAGGCGCUUGGGGUGGUCUGCUAGCAUCAGCGAUUCUCAAGAUUGACCACAUCGGCUGGCUGAGGGACUGGAGACUAAUCUAUUUCUGUGAGGGCAUCGCCACAGUCGGUGUUGGAGCCGUCGCCUUCUUCCUCCUCAGCGACAGCCCGCAGACAGCCGGAUGGCUCACGCCAGAGGAGAAGAUGUUGGCAGUAACUCGCAUGCUGCAGGAUGUGAAGGGGACGGCUUCUCAGACUACUGACCACAGAAUUCGGCUCCCUCAAGUCAAAAGGGGAAUCUUCUGCGUCACGACACUCUCCCUGUGCUUUGCAUUCAUGAUGAACAACAUCAUUGUUCAAGGGCUUGCCUUCUUCCUGCCAACGAUCAUUCGUACCCUCUAUCCAGGUCGUACCAUCAUCCAGCAACAGCUGCUGACUGUGCCGCCCUGGAUCGCUGGCAGUAUUUCCACCCUCGUGGUGCCCUACCUGUCGAUGAAGACUCGACACAGAAGUGGCUGGAUUAUCAUGUCUGCCCUCUUUGCGGUAAUCGGCUUCGCGGUCUACACUGGUACACAUGCUCGCGACGCCAAGGCUCGCUACACUGCCUCAUUCUUUGUUUGCAUCGGGUCAUUCCUCAUUGGGCCCAUCUUACAAGGCUGGGCCUCUGGCAACCAGACGGAAGACUCCAGUCGAGCAGCCGCCAUUGGGACUACCGUCACCGCCGGCAAUAUCGGCGGCUUCAUUGCCUGCUGGACGUUCCUCCUACGAGACGCCCCUGAUUAUCACUCUGGCAAUGCCAUCAACCUGGCUUGCGCUUGUGGGAUCGUGGUGAGCGUCGCCUGCCUUGGCGCUUACCUCUGGCGGGAGAACGGGCGGCGCGACGCGGGCGAUCGCGACGAGCUCCUCGUCGGCCUAUCGGAGGAGGAUAAGGAGAAUCUCGGGCACCUCCAUCCUGCUUUCCGGUACUGUCUGUGA